ACACGCCUCCUAGGGAGAGGAACGCAGGCGACGCGUGUCGGGGCGGCUCUAGAGGGAGUCACGUGGACGGGUUCCCGCGGGCGGCAGUUGCCCGUCACGUGACUUGGCAAGAUGGCGGCUCCCACGGAAGGGACCGAUCUGGAAGCCUCCCUGUUCAGCUUUGAGAAGCUGGACCGAGCAUCUCCAGACUUGUGGCCGGAGCAGCUACCAGGUGUUGCUGAAUUUGCUGCUUCCUUCAAAAGUCCUAUCACGAAUUCUCCUCCCAAAUGGAUGGCUGAACUAGAAAAUGAUGAUAUUGAUAUGUUAAAGGAGCUGGGGAGCCUUACCACAGCAAACCUGAUGGAGAAGGUUCGAGGCCUGCAGAACCUGGCUUAUCAGCUAGGACUGGAUGAAUCAUUAUAUCAGGGUAGUGGUGUAAAAGCAACUGAAGAAGAGACUCAGUAAAUACUACUGGAGAAAUUUUCAACCAUGGUGUGGAGAAGAUAAAGUUGCAUUUACUCCUUUUCAUGAAUAUAAGACUGACUGCUUAGUUAUUUGAAUUUUGUGUUCGUUCAGUGAAUUUCCUCUUUUUCAUCUUACAUCUUUGGGAUCCUAUACCUACUCAGUAGUAACAUGAAGGAAGGAAAGAAAACCCGCUCGACACCUGACAUAAUCCUUCUGUUGGGUAAACAGAGAUUUUGGUUUACAAAUUAAUCUUGAGAAAGUGUUGUUACUGAAUGGAUUGUUACAUCUUAGUCUAGAGAUUGAUGGUGAUUUUAAGAGAUCUGCUGUUGAUUAAACAAAUUUCUGCAUUGUAUUUUACUGAAAGACAACACAGCUUUUGGAAACAAAAAGCCCAACAAAACAUUCAAACAAAUAAUUAUCUUAGGCACCUUCAUUGUUCUAUGCAGUCAUCGUUUUGCAUUUAUAGGAACAACUACCCAUGUAGCACUUCAUACAUGGGUGAUUACUACACAUCUAGCACUUCAUCAAACAUUUAUUUUAAGCUGCACAAUGGUAGUAAAUGUUUUGGUGCCAUUACAAUCUGUCAUGGAAAGCUUGACUUGUCAGAUCAUUGGUGACCUGCAGCAAAUACAGUGUAUUGUCUCAGCCCUUUUAUGUGUGCGUGGACAGAGUUAGUGAACAUGCCCAAUAGCAGAUUAUUAAACCUCUAAGGCUCUACAAGUGAUUUGACAAACACUGAGUUUAUUAAACCCCACAUUGAACUAUGAGUUAUUAAAAUGUGCUUGCAUCUACAUUGCCUUAGGGUUUGAUCUCAGAUCUCCUCAUCUAAGCAGGAUCAAGUUUGGUCAGUAAUUGGAUGGGAAUCCACUAAGUAAAACUCAGGUGUUGCAGGAAGAAAUGUUGGUGAUUCUGUAGACAGUGCUUUUCUCUCUGAGUAAGUACCGAACUAUUACCCCAUCACGGCUCUAGGGGGCUCUGUAAUGUUGGAAAUGUUGUAUUUUGGAUGAGAUGUAUGACAAAGGUCAUGAUGACUUGGGGUCAGUAAUCCCAUACAUUUUUUGUAAGGGUGGGAUAUUAACCUCAGUUAUCAUGGGCAAAAUACCAGCAUAGGUAAUUACAAUCUAAUUUUCCCAAGCAGCAUCAAUUAAAACAAAAGCUAAGAGGGAUCUUAUCUCUACUAUGUUGUGUAGUGCUGAUGUACGUUUAAACAGCUGCCACAUUCUUCCACAGGGGUAACUAAGUAGUGGGGGAAGUGAUUCCUGUGUACGUACUGUAUGAAACUAUGUAAAAGGCACGAGAAAAAGUCUAGUGUAGGUGUACUGAAUGUGUAUACAAGAGACCCAUGAAAUAAUUAUUCUAUCACUUAUUGAAACCAUGUACAUUAGUGUCCAGCGACACACAAAAUAUACAGCAGAGUAAUAGGCAUUCCCCAUUAAGUUGUGUGAAACUGUGCAUUUCAGAAAGGGAAGAAUGAUACCUAUAGUAGACUGUGCCCUAUACUUGUAAACCUGGCGUUCUGAAUUGUACAGAAAGCUUAUCCUAUAUUCUGCAUUGAGGUCUGUUGAUUAUGUGAUACUACAGUGGGAGAGACUGGAAAUUCUGUAGCAGAUUCAUGUAAAUUAAAAUGGCAAUUUUAAAUGACUUCAGUACAAAAAUGAAUAAAGCAAUAAAUACAGUA
Messenger RNA from Gopherus flavomarginatus (Mexican gopher tortoise), 2122 nucleotides. It is a transcript of the gene LIN52, whose product is annotated as lin-52 DREAM MuvB core complex component. NCBI's taxonomy places the organism in Eukaryota, Metazoa, Chordata, Testudines, Testudinidae. Bases 112 to 444 code for a protein of 110 amino acids. The record is from RefSeq and is a predicted model, not a curated record. Gene Ontology annotation, cellular component: DRM complex. Gene Ontology annotation, biological process: regulation of DNA-templated transcription. The transcript has 7 exons.